AACUAACGACUCUUUCACACUUCACACUCUUCUUCGCUGACCUCCAUUCCCCAACUCCAAACUCGCUUUCUCUGUCAUUCACACAACUCAGGCUCCCUUCUCUUUUUCGCUCUGUGGAAAAUGGAGGAAGAAACUAAGUGCGUGCAGAUCGACGGCGAGGAAGGCGGGGACGAGUUCUACGAGAAGAUCGAAGCGCCCAAGUUCGUCGACUUCACCGGACCCGACCCGUACCGACCCGACGACCGCUACUGGUUCUGCAUGCGAGUUGGGUGUGAUCAGAAGCAUGAAGAAGAAUUAGACUCUGAAGCAGUCUACAAAAACUUUGUUCUUCGGGUCAUGGCAGCAAGAAGUCCUAAUGUAAGACACAGAAAAACACCAAGUUUGAAAUGCCCACUUACUGCUCCUGCAAAAUCUUCCAAGCCUAGAGUAUCAAGGUUGGCCCUGAUUUCUUCGUUCUCUCGUAAGAUGGUUGAUGUCAAAGAUAAAGCCAGACCUCUUCAAAAGAUCAGUGCAACCCCAAAUGUUAAGGCAAAGCAACCAUCUUCUGUGGCCAAAGCUCUCACUAGUCCAAGGAAUAGAAAACCCAUCUCAAAUCCAGACACAUUUCGAAGUGUUAGGAACCCCAAACUGAAAAAUGUUGCAGUGCCAAAAAAUAGGGUGGUGGCUAAAGCUCUGGUAUUUCACUCUCCAAAGAAGGCUGUAAGAACCAAAGUUUCGAAGGAAUGGGGUAGUCCUGUGGGAAAAAUGUGUUCAGCCAUGAAGAAACUUGAGAUCACCAGUGGAAAGAAACAUGUAUUGGGGUAUAACAAGCCAUUGCCUUUAGAUACUUCAAGAAAACAAUUCAGAGGGCGGGAAGUUAAAAGCCGGGUUUUUGAUUCAUUGCAUUCCAACAAUUGCAAGGGCCAGGAAGCCAAAUCCAUGAAGAGAAAGAACAAGGAAACAGACUUGAAACAGUGUUGUGAUACUGUGCCUCAUGAAGGGAUUAAUGACAACGAUUCCGCCGACAUGGAGGUUGAUGAAAAAUCAAGAAAUGGUACUCUUGAAGGGUUCUCCUUGUCAGGUACUGCUAAGAGUAGUGGAGUAAAUGGUGACGAACAGUGUAUGGGAACUGGAAAAACCUCAGAACCUCCACUAGGUGAGAAUCAAGUUGAAGUCCUAUCAGAGACCUCCAAAGGUGACCCUACCUCCUUGUCAAGUUCCAAACACGGGGAUUCAGAAGAGAAUGAUGAUAAGGAGAAUGCCAAAGAUGGAAAUGGUCAUGUGGAGAAAAUAAAGUCAAGUUCAGAGAAGGCGAACACCGUUGAAAACAUGGACAAAGAUGAUGAUAAAGAAAAUUCUUUGGCCUCUGACAACCCAGAAAAUGAAAAUGAGGUAUUUGAGAGUGAUGAUAAAGAAAAUAAUAAAGCUUCUGAUGAGAACAGUGAUUACAGAGACCUGAUUACUAAUGGUCACUCCAAGAGGAAAAAUCUGGGCAAGCAUGGUCCUUAUAAAAACUCACAAAAGGUCAAUCAAGCUCAAGAGAUGAAGAAAGAGAGCUCUACAUCUGCUGCCACCAAUGCUCAAGGGAUGAAGAAUAGGAAACCAAAGUCUACAAACCCUAAACCUUUUAGGUUUAGAACUGAUGAAAGAGGGAUGCUUAAGGAAGCAACUUCGGAGAAAAAAAAAGUGAUACAGAUGACUAAAAACUGCCUUGGACAAAGUGACAAUGAGAAUGAUACCCAAGGAGGCAGUGAAAAGAGAUUCGACAGAAGAACACGACUAGAUGAAAAUGGAAAGAAGGGAGCUAAGAAGACUUCAAAAAGAAACUUCGAAAGAAAUUUGUCUUUAAUAACUCCGCAAAAUGAACCUGGCCUGGACAGAAUACAAAAACCAGAUAAGGAAAGGACUAAAUCACCAAUGGUGCAGAAAAAAAUUGUGAGACUGAGAGGGGUAGAUUCAACUGGGAGGAAGGCAUUGGUUUCCCCCAAGACACCUUGUCAACUCAGUGUAAUAAAGGAAACCUCGUGGACAAAUAUAAGACCCAAGAAAGCAGCAAACCCCUGCAGUGCUUCUCCAGCAACCAAUACCCCUUCCAGGUCAUUGUCAAGGGGAAGAAGGCCUGCAACCAUCCCAAAAGAGCCACAUUUUCACAGUAUUCACGUACCGAAGAACUGCAUGGGGCUGCACAAGGAAAAUGAGUUAAUGGAUGCCCAACAAAACUAACUUAUUUUCUUCUGUUGUAUGAUAUAUUCUUGUUUGUUCAAUAACAUCAUUGAAUUGUAUUUGCUUGCUUAUAUGUAUUCUGGUUGUUAGGCUUGUGGGGGCGUACUGAAACAUGAGAGGAUUGAAUUGUAUUUAUUCAUUUAAAGGGCAGAGGCAAUAUAUACUUGCCCUUUAAACAAACAUGAGAGAGGAUUGAAUUGUAUUUAUUCAUUUAAAGGACAGAGGCAAUACACCUGGUCCUUAAUUUUCUAAUUGUUUACCUUUUAGGUACUGAGACU
Molecule: messenger RNA, 2480 nt
Organism: Prunus persica (peach)
Lineage: Eukaryota; Viridiplantae; Streptophyta; Magnoliopsida; Rosales; Rosaceae
Exons: 11
Coding region: 121-2202 (693 amino acids)
Source: RefSeq, a predicted model, not a curated record